UUAAUGAAUAACAAAAGUCCGCUCAAGUCAAGCGAACAGAACAAAAAACGCAGUCCAUAACUAACAGAGUUGCGAGAUUUCAGACUUGCAAAAAUCUCAGAUUGUGAAGAAAACUAGACGAAAAAUGGCUUCUACGGAAUCGAAGACGGUGCAUUCGGCAGCUCUCACUUAUUUUUCUAUGAUUUCUCUUCUCACUCUCUGUCCUCCCUUCGUUAUUUUGCUAUGGUAUACGAUGGUGCAUGCCGAUGGGUCUAUUAUCCAGACCUUUGAUUACUUGAGGCAACAUGGGCUGCAAGGAUUUGUAGAUAUAUGGCCAAGACCCACUGUUACGGCUUGGAAAAUAAUUGCUUGUUAUGCAGCAUUUGAGGCUGCCCUUCAGCUUCUUCUGCCUGGAAAAAGGGUUGAGGGCCCAAUAUCUCCUGCUGGGAACCGACCUGUUUACAAGGCAAAUGGUAUGGCAGCGUACACAGUGACACUUGUGACCUAUCUAAGCCUUUGGUGGUUCGGCAUAUUCAAUCCCACAAUUGUUUAUGAUCAUUUGGGAGAAAUAUUUUCAGCUCUCAUUUUUGGAAGCCUCAUUUUUUGUGUUUUCUUAUACAUUAAAGGUCAUUUGGCCCCAUCUUCCAGUGAUUCUGGUUCAUGUGGGAACAUAAUAAUUGAUUUCUACUGGGGUAUGGAGCUAUAUCCUCGAAUUGGUAAGAACUUUGACAUCAAAGUUUUCACAAACUGCAGAUUUGGGAUGAUGUCGUGGGCAGUUCUUGCUGUUACCUACUGUAUUAAGCAGUAUGAGCAGAAUGGGAGAGUUGCAGAUUCCAUGCUUGUAAAUACAAUAUUGAUGCUGGUUUAUGUUACAAAGUUCUUUUGGUGGGAAGCUGGGUAUUGGAACACUAUGGACAUUGCACAUGAUCGAGCUGGUUUUUAUAUUUGUUGGGGAUGCUUGGUGUGGGUUCCGUCUAUAUAUACUUCCCCUGGCAUGUACCUAGUUAAUCAUCCCGUGCAUCUUGGAACUCAGCUUGCACUUUUCAUUCUAGUAGCAGGACUUCUUUGCAUAUACAUCAACUAUGACUGUGACAGGCAAAGACAAGAAUUCCGUAGAACAAAUGGCAAAUGCUUGGUUUGGGGCAAGGCACCUUCAAAGAUUGUAGCCUCAUACCAGACAACUUCUGGGGAAACAAAAACAAGCCUUCUUUUGACAUCAGGAUGGUGGGGCUUAUCUCGUCAUUUCCAUUAUGUACCUGAAAUAUCCGCUGCCUUUUUCUGGACUGUACCAGCUCUCUUUAAUCAUUUCUUACCUUACUUCUAUGUAGUGUUCCUUACAGUACUUCUUUUGGACCGAGCCAAAAGGGAUGAUGACAGAUGUCGAUCCAAGUACGGAAAAUACUGGAAACUAUACUGUGAUAAGGUUCGCUACCGGGUCGUUCCCGGAAUCUACUGAGACAUCUCUCACAGAUCAAUCUGCUACCGUGAAUCAUCUUAAAUUUCCUUGGCCCAUUUUUAUCAUAUGAUCGACUUUUUGAUUUAAUGUAAUAAUAUCUCCUAAGUUUUGAUUCUUACUACGACACUUUUGAGUUUUGAAGUGCUUCUAAGUUUUGAUUUAUAUGUA
Molecule: messenger RNA, 1603 nt
Organism: Pistacia vera
Lineage: Eukaryota; Viridiplantae; Streptophyta; Magnoliopsida; Sapindales; Anacardiaceae
Product: 7-dehydrocholesterol reductase
Exons: 13
Coding region: 125-1435 (436 amino acids)
Biological process (GO): sterol biosynthetic process; brassinosteroid biosynthetic process
Cellular component (GO): endoplasmic reticulum membrane
Molecular function (GO): oxidoreductase activity, acting on the CH-CH group of donors, NAD or NADP as acceptor
Source: RefSeq, a predicted model, not a curated record